AUGAACGACGUGCUCCCAUCGUACGAGGCCGCGAACACCAGGGACUACUGGUCCAUCAUCGCCCGGUACAUAUCGUCCGCGGAUCUCUGCUCGGCAGCCCUCGUCUGCAAGCAGUGGGCUGCCAUCUUCACCCGCCAGCUGUGGGGCAAUCCAGCCUCGCAUUUCGGCGUGGAAAAUGAUGUCGUCUACGUCGCCCUCGUUCGUUUCCGGCGCACCAUCCGGUGGGCCAGGCUGAGCACGAGAGAGCUGACACACACGCUCCACCUGCCACCAGCGCACGCGGAAAUCUACGACGGCCCCCACGCCGAAUGGCUGCGCGACAUCCUCGAGUAUCUGCCACGCCUUCAGUCACUAAUCGUCUACGGACUGCCGUUUUUCGACCACGGCGCAUUGAUCACCCUCCGCCGCCCGAGCAAUCCAAGGCUCUCGUCGCUCUCGGACAGCCUUCGCAGAUUGACUUAUGAUUUCCCCCAGUUCUGGCUGCGGUACCUGGACGCGUCGGCCUGCUCCAACGCCACGUACAGCGGCCUGGCCGAGGCGCUGCAGCAUUUUCCCGCGCUGCUGUACCUUGACCUCUCGCGGACCAAGUCGGCAAAGGGCGCCGACGUGCUGUCGGUGCUGAAGCAUUGCCACAGCCUGCGCAUCUUGAAGCUAAGGGGGCUGGGGCUGAAGGAUGCAGAGAUCGAGGCGCUGGCGACGGCCGUGAAGACGCGCCUAAAGAGCCUCGAUGUCCGCAAUAACCAACUGACAGAUGCGAGCGCACGCAUUCUUCUCGAUAAUUGCUUCAGCCUGAGAAAGCCAUGGCCACCGCGGCGCCCUGACGGCGGCCCGUUGGCAUCUUCAGAGACGGUCGAUUCCCCUGCGUCGCCGUCGUCGCCGGCCAUGCGCCACCCGUUCGUCUUCGACCAGUACGCGAACGAGGACCUGGACCGCGUGCUGCGGGCGAAGCUGGUGGGCGAGUUCGCGGGCAACGCAUUCAUCAACGACGCCUACGCCGACGGCAUCACGCACCUGUACAUCUCGGACAACAACAUCACCGUCGAGGGCGUCUCGGGCCUGCUGCACUCCAAGCGCCUCCACGUGCUCGACGCGGGCACCGUGGCCAGGGGGCUGACGCGGAAGCCGAGGCCGCCGUCGCUGCUGUCGUUCGAGGAGGCGGAUGGCCCUGCGGAGGAGUUUGCUAUGCCGGGCGCGGAGAAGCUCUCGCCCAUCAUCAAGAAGUUCGCGGCGGGCCGCAUGACGUACCUGCGCAUCAAUCAUGCUGUUAUUACCGAAGAGACAGCGACUGCGGAUCUUGCGGUUGGUAGGGUCGAGAUGGAGGGCGAUCUCGGCAUCUACGCGCCGUCGUCAGCGCAGGAGCUUGACGGGUUUAAUGAGGUGCAUGAGGCGCCGACGGAUGGCGCUGCGGUGCAUGAGAUGCCGGCGGGGGAUCAGGUGCUACCGGUUGAGCUGCCUGCUACGGCAGAGUCCCAGGUGUUUGAACUGCCUGGUGACUUUCCGUCCAAACCGGCCGUCGUGAUCGAUCCGCCGCCGCCGUCCACACCACCACCACCACCACCACCCGAACCGCAACCCCAACCCGACGACGAUGAUGCCGUCGCCACGGAGGAGCAGCUCCUCCACGGAACCGAGAAGAUCAAACUAUCCGAAGCAGAGCCUCCUGCGUCCUUGCCGUCCGACGACGGCUCAUCCGCCCCCGAACCCCUCGCCACCCUCCAGGCGCACGACACCCAACGUCGUCGCCGCGCCUCCUCCCUCGCCGUCGACGACCGCCGCGCCCGCCUCGACUUCCGCCAAUCCAACGAACACCACCUACACCCAGGCAUGCUCCCCGCCCUCGACACCCUCGUCCUCACCGACGUGCCGCGCGAAGUCGAGAACCCGGCCAUCGUCAAACGUCUGACGCAGUUCAUCGCCGACUGCGCCGAGGAAACGCACCUCGCCCGCCUCGCCGCAAGGGGGGCUUACGCCCUGCCGCCUGGACGCGAUCGGCAGCUUGCUGAGCGCGAGUUUGCGAGGGGGGUGUUUGGGUUGAGGAGGGUGGUGCUGGAGAUGGAGCCCGUCGGCGUGGUGAAGAAGAGGAAGGUCGGGGCCUGGCGCCAGUACCCGUCCAAGUCGUCGACGGAAGACCCGGACUCGGAGGCGUUUUGGGCGGCGGCGGAGAGGGAUUUUUCGUUUUUUGGCGACGAGGAGUGUGGUGUGCCGUCGUUGGAGCCGGGCGGGAGGUCGUUGCCGCCACUCGCGGGGAUGAGCGAGAAGGUCGUCGUGCUGCCAGACGCGGCUGCUGGACCGGUGCCGGUCCUCGUGCAGCAUGAGGCUAGGCGCCGGAUCGACGUUUGUGCGGAGUUGACGAGGUUUAGGAAGGGGAGGAGGGCGGCGUAUCAGGCGGCGCUGUUGGCCAGAGGGGGUGGGGGAGGGGGAGAGGGUGAGGCGGAGGUCGUCGAGGUCGAGGGGUACUGGGAGGGUGAGAUUCAGGUCGUUCGGCCGCCGCCGAGGACGGUGGAGGGAGGGGCGGGGGUGGAUGGGGAGUUGGGUGGGGGCGAGGUCGAUUGUUAUGGGAAUUAUUUUGAGAAGGGGUAUAAUUAUAGAUAG
Messenger RNA from Lasiodiplodia theobromae, 2592 nucleotides. RefSeq names its product Beta-lactamase. The coding region runs from base 1 to 2592 and encodes 863 amino acids. NCBI's taxonomy places the organism in Eukaryota, Fungi, Ascomycota, Dothideomycetes, Botryosphaeriales, Botryosphaeriaceae. The transcript has 2 exons. Gene Ontology annotation, molecular function: protein binding. The record is from RefSeq and is a predicted model, not a curated record.